AUGAGUGAGUCAAGUGAUAAUGAAAUGAAUGAAUGGGAAUUAAAUGUAUUAAAGAAUGGAAUGCUUGGAGAAAAAAAGCAAGAGAAUAUUAUAACUUUGAAAAAUGCACAAAUGAAAGAAUCAGUACAGAAUUGGGAUGAUAUUUUAAGUUAUUUUGAUAAUAAGAUUGAAAGAUAUAAUCAAGCCAAUAAAAACUCUCAACAAAACAUUGAAAGUUGUGUUAAUCAAAUAAAAAAAACUCAGACUCAUUUAAUUCAAAGUGAAAAUAAAUUACAAGAAUUGACACAAUUAUCCCAACAACAAGAACUAGUAAAAGAAAUCAUCCAUAACGUCAAAAUACCAACAGAGAAAAAAAUAACAGAGUUAGAUGUAUUAGAAAAGAAAAUGACUGUGAUUUAA
Molecule: messenger RNA, 399 nt
Organism: Entamoeba histolytica HM-1:IMSS
Lineage: Eukaryota; Evosea; Mastigamoebida; Endamoebidae
Exons: 1
Coding region: 1-399 (132 amino acids)
Source: RefSeq, a predicted model, not a curated record